AUGGAACCCCAGCGAUCGCCACUGCCCUAUUCGGCCACAUACUACUACUACCCACCCUCGCCGAACACAUCGCCCGACGAGUACGACCAUGUAUACAAUGAAAAGGACGCCUACGAGCGACAGCAGACUAUCCGCGCAUGGCCUGCCACCAAGUCCAAGUCGAGCAAUCGCCGUCCCCGUGAUUCCGUCAUCUCGCCCAAGGCCUCGUCUCCGCCAAGCCCCAGCAACAGCAGCGUCUCUUCUGCUGGCCGACGACACAGCUCAACCCCAGAGAUCCACUAUUCACCGCCCGUCAUACAAGAUCGAAACAUUGCCAUUCCCCCGCAAGCCCAUCUCGACCCGGAGAAACGAGGUCGACUCUCGCCAAACCGCCUCGCGUCAGGAACAGACGUAGAGGCAGAUGCCGUUGUCUACAACCAAGGCGAAUUCCACGAGAAAGGCCCAGAAGAGAAGACAUGGCAGUUAUUGCUCUACCUUUCUGGCCCGUGUGCGCUGCUUUCCUUAGCCAUCAGUCUCUGGACAGUGGUCGCCCUCCUCAUCUCGCUCCUGCUAGCCCCCCUGCGAUUAUGCACCACUCGCCUACCACUGUCAGAACAACUCACCGUCUUCCUUGCGCCAGCACUGAACCUGCAACUGCACCUCGUCUACUCGCACAAUUCAGCAACCAGCUAUAGCCCGCCUAUGCUGGUCGUCACCCACUUGUUCUCACCCGUCGUCGCUUUUGGCGUCGCAAUCGCCGCAUGGACUGCCGCCGCAUUCUGGAUAUUCACUUCCAUCCUGGGAGAUCCCGGGGGCAACGACGGACACAACGACGGCAAAGAGAGCAUUCUCGGCGUACGCAAUUGGUGGGAGAGGUGGCUCUCACGAGGACUGAGAGCAACGAAUGCAUGA
Messenger RNA from Cucurbitaria berberidis CBS 394.84, 891 nucleotides. RefSeq lists its product as uncharacterized. The record is from RefSeq and is a predicted model, not a curated record. Bases 1 to 891 code for a protein of 296 amino acids. NCBI's taxonomy places the organism in Eukaryota, Fungi, Ascomycota, Dothideomycetes, Pleosporales, Cucurbitariaceae. The transcript is spliced from 2 exons.